Messenger RNA from Aspergillus saccharolyticus JOP 1030-1, 1655 nucleotides. Its product is annotated as ethanolamine-phosphate cytidylyltransferase. The record is from RefSeq and is a predicted model, not a curated record. Gene Ontology annotation, molecular function: ethanolamine-phosphate cytidylyltransferase activity. Gene Ontology annotation, biological process: phosphatidylethanolamine biosynthetic process. The coding region runs from base 205 to 1539 and encodes 444 amino acids. NCBI's taxonomy places the organism in Eukaryota, Fungi, Ascomycota, Eurotiomycetes, Eurotiales, Aspergillaceae. Gene Ontology annotation, cellular component: cytoplasm. The transcript has 4 exons.
GCCCGGCCAAGGUACCCACUUGCACACCGGAACCCCCUAAAACUAGGCCUUUCUUUUCACAAUGACCAUAUAUUUUGCCAGGAAUCACUCUUUGGUUUGGUGUUAGGAUUGAUAUCGAAUUGUUGGUAGUCUAUUCCGAACUAGUUCCGUCUGUUUUUGAUUUUGAGACUUCUCCCUAAUACCCACCACGAAAUCUCCGUCAACAUGAAUUCAACUACCGAGGGCAUUGUCCCGCCACCAGGCAAAUGGCCAGUUGAUCCCCAGGACGAUUUACCCAUAUCAGAAGACCGUAUCUGGGUAGAUGGGUGUUUUGAUUUCAGCCAUCACGGACAUGCCGGUGCUAUGCUACAGGCCCGUAGAAUAGGCAGAGAACUCUACGUUGGUGUACACUCGGACGAAGCCAUUCUGGAGAACAAGGGUCCAACAGUAAUGAGAUUGGACGAGAGAGUAGCCGCAGUAGAAGCAUGCCGAUGGGUAACUCGUUGCGUUCCCUCAGCCCCUUAUGUGACUUUCCUGCCCUGGGUGUCGCAUUAUGGGUGCAAGUAUGUCGUGCAUGGAGACGACAUAACUUCUGAUAGCAAUGGUGAUGAUUGUUACCGUUACGUCAAGGCUGCAGGCCGCUUUCGAGUGGUUAAGAGGACACCGGGUAUAUCCACAACUGACCUUGUAGGACGUAUGCUUCUCUGCACCAAGGGGCAUUUCGUUAGAAGUGUCAAGGAGACAAUUACUGGGAAGGAAGGCUCUGGUAGCGAGGAGGAACGGGCACAAUUUGCCGAAAGUCUGCUGCAGAGAAUUUGUGACUAUGCAACCGACGAGAGUGGUCUAAGGCCGGGAUCCUGUGUCUGGAUCUGGAAUGGCUCUACCUCAGCAAAGCUCGGGAAUACGAUCGAGGAGGCGGGAUCAUUUGAGCAUAUUGUCAAGGGAAAGUUGCCCAAACCAGGACAACGUGUUGUGUAUGUUGAUGGUGGCUUUGACCUGUUUUCUUCAGGUCAUAUUGAAUUUUUGCGACAGGUCAAUGAAGGAGAAAGGCUCGAAGGCCACCGCCGGCAUUGGUAUGAUUCCGAAUCCAGGGAAAAGAGAAUAAAGGAACAUGGCGAAGAUUAUGAGCCGGCGUUUAUUGUUGCCGGUGUCCAUGAUGAUGACGUCAUAAACCACUGGAAAGGGCUAAACUAUCCCAUCAUGAACAUCUUCGAGCGCGGACUAUGUGUCCUUCAGUGCCGCUAUGUCAAUGCCGUCGUAUUUUCGGCUCCCUUCUCUCCAAGCCAGUCAUACUUGGAAGCCAUUCCUUUGGGGGUACCAGAUGCAGUGUACCAUGGUCCCACUACAUUCAUACCUCUCACUUAUGAUCCCUAUGUUGCUCCGAAGAAGAUGGGUAUCUUCAAGGAAACUCCCAGUCAUAUCUACCAGCACGUUAAUGCUGGUGAAAUUGUCGACAGAAUUCUGAAGAGUCGAGAGGCGUAUGAGGCCAGGCAACGUGCCAAAGCCGAGAAAGGGGUCAUCGAAGAUUUGGCGAAAUCGCGGGAAGCAAGCAUGGCAUGAACUGGGAUAGAGGACUCAUCCUGGAUAAUGAGUCAGUGUUGCUAGUCAGAGAAUAGGCAUUGGAAAUCAGAAGAAAAUGAGAUAUUGUGCCAGUCGAGCUGCAGUCGAGCACUGCU